Cetraspora pellucida is the source of this 1272-nucleotide messenger RNA. NCBI's taxonomy places the organism in Eukaryota, Fungi, Glomeromycota, Glomeromycetes, Diversisporales, Gigasporaceae. The record is from the annotation of a GenBank genome assembly.
AUGUCUGAUUAUAAUCAAUUUUACGUUCGAUUUAUUCGAGUUUUUAUAUUCUUGUUUCUUAUAGUCAAAAGUAAUGCCGCUGAAAAUUUGUCCCCUGGAAAUUGCGUGCAAACCUUUAGUAGUGAUGUCGACUAUUUUCCUUCCAAGGUUACAGUUACUACUGCCUCUUUAUUCACAAUAAAGUAUAAUAACAACUAUAAACUUGUCACAAAUACCAAUUCCAAAGAAACUUUUGCUCUUGUUCAAUGUGGAACUCCUAUUCCAACUGGUUUACCAGCUGGCACAAAAGUCUUUAAUAUAUCUCUCAAUAAUGUUGCAAUCAUGGACACCAGUGUUGUACCUUUUCUCGAGGUCCUUGGUCUUAGAUCCCAUAUUACCGAAUUAGGAUCUGAGUCUGCAUCUUCUUCACCUUGUCUUCAGGCUCUUAAUUUGACUGUAAUUUCUGCGACAAACAUGACCCUCCAAAAUCAACAACUUUCAAAAGUUGAUGCCGUAUUCGAUUCAACGUUCAAUCUUUCCAAUCCAAAAACAAUCGGUAUUUCUACCGUUAAUGAUCCUGGUCUACUUAACAGAGCAGAGUGGAUAAAAUUUUAUUCGGUCUUUUUCAAUCUUGAAGAUAAAGCUAACACGAUUUAUAACCAAAUAAGUGACAACUACAACUGUUUAAAAAAAUUACCCUCUUCUAACAAUCCUCCUACCGUAGCUUGGGUUUCCUACAUUGCUCCAGCAUCUUUUAAUAAUAAUACUGCUUCUUGGUCAAUCACUGAUGCCCCUUACAAAAAGAUUUUGACCGAAAAUGCUGGUGGCAUCUAUUUUAAUACUACCCCGCUUUCAUAUUCUACAAGUUCCUCGUUCCUUUCUGCUAUUGCAAAUGUUGAUAUUUUAAUUGAUGAAACUUUUAUUGCUCGUGAUAUUUCUGAAGUUUACACCAACUUCAAUCUAAAUGCUAAUGAUGUACAAUAUAAAUUUGUUAAAAAUAGUGCUAUUUACAGAGAAGAUGGUGUAACUAGCCCAGGUGAUGGAAGGGAUUGGUUUGAAAGUGCUGUUUUAUUAGCUGAUAAUGUUUUAGAGGAUAUGAUGAAUGUCAUCAAUCCUAAUUUACCCACGACUGAUUAUAAGAGAGUUUGGUUAAGAAACGUCGCGAAAAGCGAACUUAUAAAACUUAGUAGUCCCAGUAAUUGUUCUGAUGCAUCGGUUGCUUUAACGUAUCCCAACCUCCAGGAUGCUGAACGCAAAUCAGGAUCUGUUGAACCGGGAACUGAAAUUUCGUAG